CCCGCCAGGCUCCAGAGCCCCUCCCAAUUUUCCUUCAUUGCCCAAUCAUGAUUAAGCAGCGGUUAACGCCUCAGCAGCGGUGGAUUCAAACGGAAGAUGAAAGAUGGCAGCGGAGAAAGAAUCCGAUGUAAAUAAACGAGACAGAAGGGGCACAGUGUGCAAUGUUGUAAUCAGUCAAGAGUCAGAAAUUGGCGGCGGUGGUGACGGCCGGCCGCCCAUCAUCUUCAACCCAGACUUCUUUGUGGAGAAAAUGCGUCAUGAGCGACCGGAGGCCUUCACCGAGCUGGUGCUGAGUAACAUCACACGGAUCAUCGACCUCCCGGGGGCCGAAUUCUCACAAUUACUGGGCGAUGAGGAACCCAAGACUCCCAACAGCACUGUGGCGGGAGGCUUUUUUCGCUCUUUCAACUUCCUUAAACGCAAAGACAAAGGCAUUGUGUUUGGCAUGCCCCUCACGGAGGAAGGAAUAGCCCAGAUCUAUCAACUCAUCGUGUACCUCAGCAAAAAUCUGCAUGUAGAAGGUCUUUUUCGGGUUCCUGGGAACAGCCUGAGACAGCAGAUGUUGAGAGAGCAGCUCAAUGGGGAAGCUGAUAUUGACUUCGCCUCCGGUGACUUCCAUCCCAAUGACGUUGCCACCCUCCUCAAAAGCUUUCUGGGAGAGCUGCCCGAGCCCCUGCUGACGCAGCGCCACCUACACGCUCACUUGAAAAUCACAGAACUGACCACGUUUGAUGAUCAAGGCAAUAAGACGAGUUUGCCAGAUAAGGAGCGUCAGAUCGAGGCUCUGCAGCUGCUGCUGCUGCUGCUGCCCACCGCUAACCGAACCCUGCUCAAGCUGCUGCUGGACCUGCUCUAUCACACCGCCAAACAACAGGACAAAAACAAGAUGUCCGCACACAAUCUCGCACUCAUGUUUGCCCCCCACGUCAUCUGGCCCAAGAACAUGAAUGCCAGUGACCUUCAGGAGAACCUUAAGAAACUAAACAGCGGCAUGGCUUUUCUCAUCAAACAUUCACAGAAGAUCUUUCGGGCACCAGCGUAUCUGCGGGAGCACGCCAGACUUCAGUUCGCCAACACCAAAAUUAUUCACUCCAAGGAUGACCUAGAGCUGUUGACAGUCAGCAGUUCACCUCUCAUGGCGGCAUGUAAGAGGAGCGGAGCACAAGUGGGGUUAGACUCGGAGAAUCACACAGAAGAGGCACUCAGAGAGCUCUAUCGACACGUCACCGAUAACAUGCCAAACUCCGCCAAGAAGAAAAAACUCAUCAGACAGCUUGGCAAGCAGUCGACCCCUGUGACUCCUGUCAAUGAGAAUACGACUCCUACUAGUAAAAAACACGCUCGCUCACGCUCCUUUGGUGGUCUUAUCAAGAGGAAGGUUUUGGGGAACCAGCCUGCCGCAGACAGGAGAGGGCGGUACGUGUCUCCUCAGGGGAAGGAAAACAUCAGCAGCGAGCCGGUGAGCUGAACCGGGGCAUGAUGAUGAGCACCAGCACUGGGUUCAGUGCACCCUGUCUUUGUCUGUAGUGAAUUCAGCCUGAACAGAAGACUUCAUCCUGAACAACCAGAGGAGAUAGAAGUUUUAUUUUAAUUAUUUUAUUUAUAUUUUUAUAUUCUGUAUUGUUUUAACAUACUAAAUGUUGGGACUAAUUUUCAUUUAAUGUGACUUUCUUUUUCUUUCUUUUUUUAAUUUACUGCAGAGUUUUAAACUGUUACAUCAGGUGUGCAUGGGUAAACCACUAGUCAGUUACACUGGGCAUUUUUAACUGACCCGUGAUAACAAUUACUCUCUGAGCUCAUUUAUAUUUGCAGUGUGUAUAUGUGUAAAUAUAUUUGCCUGUGUGGAAAUGUGUGCUGAUAUCUGGGCCAUAAUCGCACAAUUUUUGCUGUAAUCAUUAAGAGAACUAUUGACAACAUUUACUCACAAAAAUGCGUUACUGUUAUUUAUAACUGGUAUAUGUUUACAUAUAUCGAUAUUGUCUUAAUAACACUGUGAACAUUCGAAAUAUGAUAUUUUGUGACUAGAACAGGACAAAUGUGAUUUUAUUUUAAACCUAUUCUGGUGCAAAUCAUCAGCUGAUUAAAGUUUCCAUGCAAUUUGACCCUAAGUCAAGGAUGUUAAAUGUAUUUUGUAUAAAAAUGUAUUGUGAUGUAUUAUUUUGUGAUUUUCAUAAUUCAUACAGUGAGAAGUGCACAAAGCAGCCAUGUUUCUUAAUGAAAUGCUGUAAUGUUUUAUUCCAAGGGUUUUGGUGCGUGUCAAAGGUCUUUGUGAUGUGUUUCGAAGGUUUGCGUAUGUUACGAGUGUGGAAUUAUGGGAAGGAUAGUAGUUGGGACUUUGAUUUGAUCAGCUGGUAUGUGCCGUGUGCAAGUUUGCACUUGGAUCAGUGGGAAUUAAAGGAUGUUGUGAAAGGAAUUACUGUUAAUGCUGGUUUGGCUUUGAUCCUGAACGUCUCCUGUCAUGUCUUACUCCUCAAAGCAGAGUGCUGUGAUGUCACUUCCUUUUAUUGUCCGUCAUUUAUAUUCUUUCAGAUGUGCUUAUAGACACAGUCCAAAUGUUCAUUCCCUCGACUACAGAGUCAUACAUUGUAACUGCUGAAUUUCUGUCAUUUUUAUUAGUAAUUAACAUUUUAUUAUUCAAAUGUGGCUUUCCUAAAUCUAUAUUAAGCCUAAAAUGUUGCAAAAGGGGAGUUUAACGGGGAUAGUUCACCCAAAAAUGAAAAUUCUAUAAUCAUUUACUCACCCUCAAGUUGUUCUAAUCCUGUAUGAGUUUCCUGAACAAAAAAAACAAGAUAUUUUGAAGAAUGUUGGUAACCAAAGUUGAUGGGCCCCAUUGACUUUUAUAGUAUGAAAAAAAAAAAGAAACCAAAAAAAUCAACUGUUUGGUUACCAAACAUUCUUCAAAAUAUACAGGUUUGGAACAACUUGAGGGUGAGUAGAUGACAGAAUUUUCAUUUUUAGGUGAACUAACCCUUUACAUUUUUUAGAAUAACACCAGUAAAUAAGCAAAACAAGCCUUUUUACAUGGUACAAAAGCUUUGUCAAGCUUAAUAGGCGUGCUGAUGAUGGUCGUUUACAAAUGUAGAAAUUGGAACAGCUUUUCACAAUAAGAAGCAGUUCUUAACAUGUUUUUAGAAGCGCUAGAUGUCUCAUUUUUUUAUUUUAUUUUUAUUUUAGUUUUUUUUAUAAGUUAUGGGUGCUACAAAUGUGUAAUUUGCAUUGUGUAAUUGUUAAGUGGAAUGAUUUUUUGUGUGUGUAAUCCUACAAGAUGUGGAAGUUAGGCGGUUUUUGGCAUCUACUGGAAAACUUGAUGUAACACAGAUAUUCAUUGAUUUGGCAUAAACCACAUUUUUUUACACAUUCAAAUUAAAAGGUUUAUUUUCCUUUUUGACUAAUGUUACAGUAGUUAAAACUGGAAGUUUUUUUUAACUAUCGAUCUCAUUUGAAACAUUUGUAUUUUGUACAUAUUCGGCUUUAAUAAUGGGUGCUUCUGUAUAUUUUAAUAUUUUUUAUUAAAACUUUUACGAAGUU
This is a messenger RNA of Ctenopharyngodon idella (grass carp), 3528 nucleotides long. It is a transcript of the gene arhgap19, whose product is annotated as Rho GTPase activating protein 19. NCBI's taxonomy places the organism in Eukaryota, Metazoa, Chordata, Actinopteri, Cypriniformes, Xenocyprididae. The record is from RefSeq and is a predicted model, not a curated record. The transcript has 11 exons. The coding region runs from base 104 to 1468 and encodes 454 amino acids. Gene Ontology annotation, cellular component: cytoplasm. Gene Ontology annotation, molecular function: GTPase activator activity. Gene Ontology annotation, biological process: regulation of small GTPase mediated signal transduction; signal transduction.